This is a messenger RNA of Phycomyces blakesleeanus NRRL 1555(-), 1669 nucleotides long. RefSeq lists its product as hypothetical. Gene Ontology annotation, biological process: fructose 2,6-bisphosphate metabolic process; fructose metabolic process. The transcript has 8 exons. Bases 42 to 1532 code for a protein of 496 amino acids. Gene Ontology annotation, molecular function: fructose-2,6-bisphosphate 2-phosphatase activity; 6-phosphofructo-2-kinase activity; ATP binding. Gene Ontology annotation, cellular component: cytosol. The record is from RefSeq and is a predicted model, not a curated record. Lineage: Eukaryota; Fungi; Mucoromycota; Mucoromycetes; Mucorales; Phycomycetaceae.
UUUUUUUUUAUCUUUCAAAAAAAAAACAAUAUUCAUUUACAAUGACAACAAAUCUUCGUAUCGCUUGUGUGAUGGUAGGACUGCCUGCCAGAGGAAAGACUUACAUUGCUCAAAAGGUCUGUCGCUACCUGACAUGGCUAGGAAUCAACACCAAAGUAUUUAAUGUCGGAAACUAUCGUCGUCAACUUCACGGAGCCAACCUCUGCCAUACAUUCUUUGACCCCCAUAAUGAGGUUGGCCAGCAACAACGUAGAGAAGCAGCCGACGCUGCACUGCAUGACAUGAUCCGGUGGUUCAAUGAGGACCAGGGUAUUGUAGCUAUCUAUGAUGCCACAAACAGCACCCACGAACGUCGACAGUGGAUCCACGACAAAUUGGCCAAGGAAGAUACUCAGGUGUUUUUCAUUGAAAGUAUCUGCCAGGAUGAAGAGUUGAUUGUGGCAAAUAUCAAGGACGUCAAGCUUUCUUCACCCGAUUAUGCCAAUGUGGAUCCUGCCCUGGCUGCCGAUGACUUUAAAGCCCGAAUUGAGCAUUACAAAGAGCAAUAUGAAACAAUCACUGAGAAAGACUUUACAUACAUCAAGCUUAUCAACGUCGGCAGUCAGGUUGUUAUUAACCUUGUGAAGGGCUAUCUUGAGUCUCGAAUUGUGUACUAUCUUAUGAAUCUCCACAUUGUGCCUCGAAAAAUCUACAUGAGCCGACACGGUGAGUCUGCUUACAACUUGAGUGGAAAACUCGGAGGUGACUCUUACCUUUCCCCAAGAGGCGAAAUGUAUGCAAUCAAAUUACCGGACCUGAUCAAUGAGCAUCUUGGAAACAAACCCUUGACAGUCUGGACCUCUACCAUGAAGCGUACUAUCCAGACUGCUGAGGGUCUGAUGUACCCCAAGCUGCAGUGGAAGGCUCUUGACGAGCUUGAUGCGGGUGUGUGCGAUGGUAUGACCUAUGAAGAGAUUGAGGAAAAAUAUCCCGAAGACUAUGCCAAUCGAGACGAAGACAAAUUCAACUACCGAUACAGGGGCGGAGAGUCUUAUCGCGAUGUCGUGCUUCGUCUAGAACCUGUCAUUAUGGACCUUGAACGCCAAGAGAACAUUUUGAUUAUUGGACACCAAGCCAUUCUAAGAUGUAUAUACGCAUAUUUUAUGAACCACAGCCAUGAAGACCUUCCCUAUCUCAAGAUUCCAUUACACACAUUAAUUGAACUCACUCCAAAGGCCUAUGGAUGUGAAGAGAAACGCUUCAAAGUGGAUAUUGAGGCUGUAGAUACCCAUCGAGCCAAACCUACAGCUCGGGCCAACUCUAUCCGUAAGAAGCCUGCGGGUGACACGAGUUCCAUAGAGGGAAAGAAGGGUGGUCUUAAGCUUAAACUCCCGCCUGUUGGUGCAAGCGGUGAGAUUAUCAAAGAACCCAUGAGCCCAUUGAUUCCCAUUAGCCCCAAAUUGUUCCCACAGCCAAAAGGAGCCAAAUCUUCUUUGUUGAACAGUCCAAUUGAGCCUGAUAUGAGUACAUUUAAUUUGGAAGACAAAAAUUAAAAACCCUUUCUUUUUUUUUUUAAAAAAAAAAAAAAAAGAAAUCAAAAAACUUAACAAAAUCUACUUAUUAAUAUUAACAAGAAAUUAAUAAAUUAAUAAUUAAUUAAUUAAUAAACAAACAAACAAACAAAAGAGAU